This is a messenger RNA of Arabidopsis arenosa, 1771 nucleotides long. NCBI's taxonomy places the organism in Eukaryota, Viridiplantae, Streptophyta, Magnoliopsida, Brassicales, Brassicaceae. The record is from the annotation of a GenBank genome assembly.
AGAAUCCAUCAUCAUUAUCGUCAAAAGAAUGGAACAACAUGGCGGUUCUAGCUCACAAAAACGUCACGCAGUGUGCAUACCUUAUCCAGCACAAGGCCACAUCAACCCAAUGCUGAAACUAGCCAAGCUCCUCCACGCCAGAGGCUUCCACGUCACUUUCGUCAACACCGAAUACAACCACCGCCGUAUCCUCCGUUCACGUGGCUCUCACGCUCUCGACGGGCUACCCUCUUUUCGCUUCGAAACUAUUCCUGAUGGUCUUCCUCGGACCGACGUCGACGCUAAGCAAGAUAUGCCCAAGCUUAUUGACUCCACAAUCAACAACUGUCUAGCUCCAUUCAAAGACCUCAUCCUCCGGUUAAACUCCGGUUCUGAUGUACCACCGGUUAGCUGUAUCGUCUCUGACGCUUCAAUGAGCUUCACAAUUGACGCGGCGGAGGAGCUUAAAAUUCCAGUGGUUCUCCUCUGGACAAACAGUGCUACUGCUUUGAUCUUGUAUCUCCAUUAUCAAAAACUCAUCGAGAAAGAGAUAAUUCCUCUCAAAGAUUCGAGUGACUUGAAGAAGCAUUUAGACACGGAGAUUGAUUGGAUACCGUCGAUGAAGAAGAUUAAGCUUAAGGAUUUUCCAGAUUUCGUCACCACGACGGAUCCUCAAGAUCCGAUGAUUAGUUUCAUCCUCCAUGUAACUGGAAGAAUCAAACGAGCUUCUGCGAUCUUCAUCAACACUUUCGAUAACCUCGAGCAUAACGUUCUCUUAUCUCUUCUUCCUCAGAUCUACUCCGUUGGACCGCUCCAGAUUCUGGAGAAUCGCGAAAUCGAUAAGAACAGCGAAAUCGGAAAAUUGGGAUUGAAUCUAUGGGAAGAAGAGACGGAAUCUUUGGAUUGGCUUGAUACUAAAGCUGAGAAAACUGUGCUUUAUGUUAACUUUGGGAGUCUAACGGUUUUGACGAGAGAUCAGAUCUUAGAGUUUGCUUGGGGUUUAGCGAGGAGCGGGAAAGAGUUUCUCUGGGUGGUGCGAUCUGGUAUGGUCGACGGAGAUGAUUCGAUUCUUCCGGCGGAGUUUUUAUCGGAGACGGAGAAUCGAGGAAUGUUGAUCAGAGGAUGGUGUACUCAGGAGAAGAUCGGCGAGGAGGUAAAGAGGGAGAGAGUGGAGGCGGUGGUCAAAGAGCUCAUGGAUGGAGAGAAGGGAAUGAGAUUAAGAGAGAAGGUGGUGGAGUGGCGGUGCAUGGCGGAAGAAGCUUCGGCGCCACCGUUGGGAUCAUCGUACGUGAAUUUUGAAACGGUGGUUAACAAAGUCCUAACAGGAGCAGUCGUUGUUGCUUCGCCUUCUGUAGCUGGUACUUGUUGUGGAGGAGGAGGCUAUGAGAGAGAGAGAACGAUCGAAUGGAGACCUCAGGGUCGCGGCGGAAAUGAUAAAAUCGAUGCACUUGGAAGACUCUUGACUCGAAUCUUGAGACAUAUGGCUACUGAGCUGAGCUUGACUAUGAGCGGUGAUGGUUUUAUUAAUGUUGAAGAUUUACUUAAGCUGCAUUUGAAAACGUCCGCAAAAAUCCAAUUGAAGUCACAUACGGUUGAUGAAAUGGAGAGGCUGUGAGAAGGGACAAUAAACAACGUUUUAGCCUCAGAUGAGAAUGGAGAGCUCUUGAUUCGCGCAAACCAAGGCCACUCGAUCACGGUAAAAAAUGUAUUAUAUGUCUCUGUUUUUGUUUUCAGAUUUCUUUGACUUUAUCUUUGUAGAGUACAGAGGCUGAAAGAAAGCUUUAUGUUGUUG